UGAUGAUAAAUUUUCACAAUUUCCACGCGUUGUUGAAUCGUGUACUGCUCCAUGAUUAAAUGUCAAGACUAACUUAAUAACCUCACAAAAUUUGACAGCUGUAUCCCCACCGGUUUGGGCGCGCGCGCUGUUCAAACAUCGAGCGUCCCUAUCUGAACACCCUUUAUAAGCUGUUAAAUAAAACAUUAAAAAUAUCCUAAUAAAAAUAAACUAAGACAUAAAAUAAACUAGUUCAAGGAUUUUUGAAGUGACAGCCUAUAUUAUAGAAAUGAAAAGGAAACAUUUUGUAGUUAGUUCCUGUUUUUGUUAAUUUUCUUUUUCUUAGUUUUUCCACUUUGCUCCGGUGGUACGGCUUUAUAAUAAUUCUGAUCGAUCAGUGGCAUCCAUUUUAGCAUAAAAGUCAACGAUUCAACUUUAUUGGCUGAAAGCGCUACUUUGGAAGUAGUAGUUGCCGAUUUCACUCUACUUUGUAGAGCAUUUUCCAUUAUUUUUUCUUUUUGUAUUUCACAUUCUGUAAAAUAAUUCUCUGAACGAGAAAUUUUUUAAUGUACAAUGUGAGGUAUGGAUUUUCGAAAUUGAAGUGAUGAAACCUUAGAGAACGGUACUAUAUCAUAACGAUGUAGGGAAGAAACCGUUUGGAAGUUCUUAAAAUCCUUAAGGUACUGUUACACAUGCUCAUAAAAUAGCAUGCUUACGAGCAUGCUUGAAAAUCGCAUGCUCUCCAAACUGAUACAUUUGCUCGUGUUUAGCAUGCUUUUUUAUGUGCAUGCUCUCCUCGAUCUUGCUCAAAGCAAAGACUCCGGACACACAUGCUAUUUAAUAGCGAGCUGUUCGUUCAGUGUUCCACUGCAAAAAUGGAAAACCAAGUGACUCUCUCCACAGAAGUGAAUAAAGUCAUCAUUUUGAUUGCAAUACAGUGUGUCAAAAAACUUUUGGUAUCAAGAAAGAAGAAUAGAAGGAAUAGGAAGAUUUGGGUUCGAGAUUGGCUAAGUAGAAGAGAAAACCUUGGAGCAAGUACUCGAUUGCUAGCAGAAAUGAGAGAAGAAGACAUUGAUGGCUACAAAAAUCAUUUGCGGAUGCUGCCGCAUCAGUUUGAUGAAUUGCUCUCUAAAACUGGAAGCGCUAUACAGAAACAAGAUACACACAUGCGAAAUGCUAUUCCAGCAAAAGUGAAAUUGGAAAUUACAUUGAGAUAUCUAGCAACUGGAGACUCGUUAUAUACAUUAGAAGCACUACACAGAGUUGCAAGAUCCACUAUAGCUAAAUUUCUACCUGAAGUGUGUAAUGCAAUAUACAGUGCUCUGAAGGAUUAUAUGCAGAUUCCGGGUCCAGAAGACUGGAAACGCAUUGAACAUGGAUUUAGAACAAAAUGGAACUUUCCAGGGUGUGUUGGUGCGUUGGAUGGCAAACAUAUAAAUAUACUGGCUCCUGAUGAUACUUCUGACUACUAUAAUUACAAGGGCGCCCAUAGCAUUAUACUUCUGGCAUUAGCUGAUGACGACUACUGUUUUUCAUACGUAAAUGUUGGAACUAAUGGAAGAGCUUCUGAUGGAGGUGUUUAUCAACAAUCGAAGUUAGCACAAGCCUUGCAAAAUAAUACUCUCAAUUUACCAGAGCAAUCAGUUGUUGUAGCAGACGCUGCAUUUCCUCUAAAGACGUAUCUUAUGAAGCCCUAUCGAACAACUCCAACACGUAAAGAAAAAAUAUUCAACUACCGUUUAUCGAGAGCCAGACGAAUCGUUGAAAACGCGUUUGGUAUUUUAGUAACAAGAUUUCGAGUUCUUCUGAAUGCAAUAGAUAUGGCCCCCAAAAAGGUUGACUAUGUUGUAUUAGCUGCAUGUGCUUUACACAAUUGGCUUCGAAAAACAUCUGAUAUGUAUAUCACGCAAAGAUGCGUCGACUUUGAAGAUAUACAACAACGUGUUCUGAUACCAGGAGCAUGGAGGACACAACUGCGGCAAGCUUUGGAAGGCUUACCACGUACACGCUACAGUAACCACGCUUCUCAGCAGGCAGAAGCAAUAAGAGACACUUAUGCGCAGCUUUUUGUAACUACCGAGACGGUUCCGUGGCAAGACCAUAUGAUAUAAAUUAAAAGUUGAAAAUUAACAUACCUAUAAUAAUAAAUAAGAAGACAAUGAAUGUUGUAUGCUAAUAUAUUGAUUAUUUGUUGUGUUAAGACUUGAGUGUAUUUUCAUUUAAAGUAAAGAGAAACUCACCAACUCAAUAGAUGUCCUGUAGUCACCAGUGUCUCCCAGAAAAGAAUGCAUUUCAUGGAACCAUGACGUGGACGGGUUGUAUACCUCAGCGGUGCCAGAGCCUGAUCGCUUGGAAUGUUCAAUUUUUUUUAGUUCAUUGUGGUAAACCGACCUCAGGUUCUUGAUUUUUGUUUUUAAACUUUUCAAACUUAACGUAGGGUCAUUCAUCUUCAUUAUCAUAUCUUCAUACGCAUUGUUUCUCAAAAUAUUGUUUUUAUACUGCGAAGACUUUGGGUUCCACAGGCAUUCAUGAUUUCGGUAUAGAAUAACAAACUGUAACGUCUUAUCGUCACCCCAGCGCGCCAUUUUUGCAACACACAAGCGCACCUGCUGCUAACAAUUGCUGCGAACAACUGCUGCUCAAUAAUAGCAUGCUUAAUAAGCAGACCUGUUCACACGCGCUAAAACCACACCCCCUUCCACCCGCGCUGCAGGUAGCAUGCUCAAAAAUCGCAAGGCGGUCGAUUUUUAAGCAUGCUCAGAAAAAGCAUGCUUAUUUCUAUCAACGUAUGUACACACAUGCUACUAAGUAGCAAUUGCUCAAUAAUAGCAUGCUUUUGUGCUAGUUUUGAGCAUGUGUAACAGUACCAUUACGUUGCAUUUGUAUAAUUUUAUAAGGUCUAUGUGUAUUUACUUUUAGAAGGAUCCUGAUAAGUGACAGAGGACUAUAGUACUCUGUUUUAUCUAAAACUCUUUCAAUGGCACUGUGUGCUGCAUCAAUCUCCUGAACACAGGAGUGACCAGGCACAGAGUACUUAACUGUAAUCGUUUCUAAUUUAUUUUGGCCUUCCCAAAGCAGUUUUGUAAUUGCAAACGAUAUAAUUGCCUUUCUGUUUUGGGGGACGCAGCUGUCACACCACAGAAUCAAUUCAGUCAAACUGGGAUGAUCUUUAACCACCUGACUCAGAAUUUUGUAAAAUGCACUUGCAAUGUCGUUUCCUGUCCUUCCAAUUAGGUGUUCUGUCCAUACUGCACAGUAAACUUGUUUUGUGAGAGAUAAGUGUGCUGUUAAGUUAUAUACUGAUAGUUUACUUUUAUAAAAAAACUUGCUGACCUCAGCCUUCGGGCAAGUCAAAACGUUCUGGAGAUCGAAACAGAACUGCGAUCUCCUUGCAGUCCCUGUCCGAAUUUCUUUCCUGUCGACAAGUCUUUUUCUCAAGCAUAUGUUUUUCUUAAAUAAUUUUUGUUUGCUCAUCAAGCUGUGUUUCUUCCAUUUCAUUUAGCUUCACAAAUUCACAUACGUCACAGCGAUCUUUUUUCGGCCGCUGGAAAUGAAUAUUAUACUCCGUACAGAAAAUUUGACGGUAUGAAGACUGCUUGACUGGAGUGUUUCCUUUUUCUUGCAUCAAGUCGACAUAAAGCUUGUAUAAUUUUGUUAUAUUGAGACUUGAUUCCAUGUAUUGUCGAGUAGUAUCAGCACGACAAUAAUGACUAUCAAUUUUUGGCACAGACUCAAUGUGAUCUCUUACCAACUGCUUUGCAUCUUCUGGUAUACUGUGCUUUGUGUGCUUCCCUUGCACUGAUCGAGCAGGUGUAUUUCAGACAUUUCUGCUAUUUAUAUACACGGUGUAAAUACUUUUUUCGCUUAUGCUUAAUGUUCCCAAAAAAUAACUUUUACAUACUUGAAUUCGCUUAGAGUCUAUAGUAAAAUAAAAAUAAAAAGUAGCUUUCUUCUUAGAAUUGUCUUCACAUUUGCCCUUGCGUCUUCUUUCUGGAACCUGCUUAGUAGUAUUUGCU
Acanthoscelides obtectus is the source of this 3995-nucleotide messenger RNA. NCBI's taxonomy places the organism in Eukaryota, Metazoa, Arthropoda, Insecta, Coleoptera, Chrysomelidae. The record is from the annotation of a GenBank genome assembly.